AUGACAGUGUUAACAACGAGGAAGGCCAUUCCAGCAAAUGGCAAGGGCGCAGUCAUGAACGGGCAGAUCGCAGGUGGAGAUAUUCCUAUAUUUGACACUUCAGAGGUGCGAAUAUUGGGACCAAUUUUACGCGGGGACGAGCCCGUUCUCUUAAAAGCGCACUCUGCUAUCCACAGCAUCGUUAAUCGCAACUUUAGUAGCACCACCCGCAAUCUCUGGUUCACAAAUGUCUCAAGGGCAUACUCGGGUUGCGGCAAGAAAGCUCCUCCACCAGCAAAGUGCCCAAAAGAGCCAGAAAAGCCAGUAGUCUCACCGUGCAAGCAACGAGGCUCCUGCAUUCCUGAAGCCAAAAAGUGUAGUUCUGCGUUGGAGCCAAAAUGUCCGGAGAAACCAGCAUGCCCACCACCUUGUCCACCGCCUUGCCCACCGCCUUGCCCACCGCCUUGUCCAUCGCCUUGUCCACCUCCUAAGCCUCCAUGUUGCCCACCUCCGUCACCUCCCAAACCUUGUCCCCCGAAACCAGCUUGUCCUUCACCGUGUUCUAAACCAGCGCCUAAACCAGCGUGCCCAUCUCCAUGUUCGAAACCAAAAUCAGCACCUGCGAAAUGCCCAGCUCCAUCCAACUGUGCACCAAAACCAGCCUGUCCAUCGCCUUGCCCGAAACCGGAACCUGUGAAAUGUCCAGCUCCACCAAAGUGCGAACCAACUAGCUGCCCGCCACCCCCUCCACCGCCAAAGAAGUGUCAGGAACCUCCAAAAGUCGUGUGCUUUCCGCCCGAGCCUCCAUGCCCAAAACCUUGCAAAGCCAAUACAUGCCCCCCACGAUGUCCCCUCGAUCCACCGAGUGGUCCAAUUCCUCCACGCCAAGAGCCGAGAGCUUGCCCGCCCCCGCCCCCGCCUCCUUGUCCGCCGCCACCGCCUUGUCCACCACAACCAAAAUGUGGAGCUUCACCGAAACCCCCGACAUGCGGCGGCUCGCCAAAGAAGUCAUGCGAAGUACCAGCUCCUUGCAAGCCAGCCUGCCCAAAACCGUCACCGUGUCCAAAACCAAUGCCCGAGUGUGUGCCGCCGAAGAAAAAGCCCAAAUGUCCAACAUGCGGAGGGCCGGUAAAACCAUGUCCGCCACAGCCUGCUCCAUGUGGACAAACAAAGGUUUCGCCGAAGGAGGCACCUUGUAAUUCAAGCAAAUCUAAAGCAGUAGAAAACCCAACGUCUAAGCCUGGUUCCAAGACGAACUCGAAACCUGCAAAAAUUAAAAAGAAAAGUUUCUGGCAGAAGUUGACAAGAAAAAUGUCAACAUAUCACAGCGAUCGAGGUGUACCGUCUGACAAAACAUCUCGAUCACAUUACACAAUUGACUCGCGGAAAUUUGGGCGCAGUGCUUGUCGACGAAACGAUAAGGACGCUGACAAUCAAGAAGUUUGUAAAGUCAGCACAGAAGUGCCCUUCACGAAACCCUGCAACAUGAAGACAAAUGCACUUGGCGAUGGCAAACAAGGAGAAUCGAAUAUUAGCUGCGCGACUUGUUUACCGCCAAACAGAUGUCAGCCGCCAGUUCAACCUCCCGCACAGGAAAAAGAGGCAUACCCGCCAACAGUCUGCUCACUAAAUGAGCCUUGUCCGUCGUAUAACGAUAAAAUUAAUGCGAAACCAAAAUUUGUCUGUCCACCACCGCCAAAAUUACCACAGGCACCAACAUUGCCGGUUGUUCUCUGCUCGUGUCCGCCUCAUCCAAAACUCGAUUCGGGCCCUUGUCCCUGCAUGAAGAAUCAAAUCACCUUCACAGUACCCGUCUAUUUACCACCGUGUACACGCAAAACAAAAUACGUUUGCAAAAAAAGAAUAACUUAUCGUUGUCCGCCCAAAGAAAAGUGUAAGAUGAAGACGUGCGAGGGCAUGGAUUGA
Messenger RNA from Phymastichus coffea, 1905 nucleotides. RefSeq lists its product as uncharacterized. The transcript is spliced from 8 exons. The coding region runs from base 1 to 1905 and encodes 634 amino acids. The record is from RefSeq and is a predicted model, not a curated record. Lineage: Eukaryota; Metazoa; Arthropoda; Insecta; Hymenoptera; Eulophidae.